Messenger RNA from Amborella trichopoda, 2066 nucleotides. RefSeq lists its product as uncharacterized. Gene Ontology annotation, molecular function: nuclease activity. The record is from RefSeq and is a predicted model, not a curated record. NCBI's taxonomy places the organism in Eukaryota, Viridiplantae, Streptophyta, Magnoliopsida, Amborellales, Amborellaceae.
UUCUGGUUUGGAAAGUCAUUCUGUUUCUAUCACGAUAAAGAACUUCUACUGCUUCUUUUAGCAAAAGAAAUCUCUCUCUCUAAAAUGGAGAAGUCGUUCUCUCUCUAUAACAACAAAGAAUUUGCUUUUCCUGGUUUCUGUAGCCCUAGAGUUCUUUCUUUCUCUAAAACAGAGUCGUCUUUCAAUGUUUAUUGCAGGUUUUUGUCGCCCUUUGGUUCCUUCUCUCUCAAAAAAUACAAACUUAGAUUGUCAAUGGCCGCCAUUGAAGAAUUCAAAUUCAGUCCCUCAGAAUUGCAGAAACGUUUGAACCAGCUCAGCUUCAUCUUUCAGUCUAAGCAAUCACUUUCUCUCUCUAGAUUCAAUUUGGUCUCGGACAAUGGUAAAACUAGCUUCUUUAGCAGGUGGUUUUCAUGCUUUGUUUCAUCAUGGAGGGGGCCAAUUAGGGUUUUCAUGGUUCUGCUGCUAUGGCUUUGUUUAAUUGGAGAGAGCAAAGGCGAAGAAGCUCAAAAUUUACAGAGGUACGCAUGCGAAGAUGUUCUUCAUUACUAUGCACCUGUACAAGACUUGAAAGGUGCUCCAUUGAUGGAGAAGCUACACUCCAUUGUAUCUGGUCAUCAAGCUUUGCGUUACAAAGAGGUGUGGGAUGCACGCGAGAUUCUUGAUGCAGCUGAUGUUGAUAACCCAGAAACCUCCUCAGAAGUAAUUGAAAUUUAUACACUGAGAGCUGUACCCAAGAGCUUGGCUGGAAAACCAGAUGGAUGGAACAGGGAACAUCUAUGGCCUCGUUCUUAUGGGCUUAAAGAUGGCUUAUCAGUGACUGAUCUACAUAAUUUGAGACCAGCAGAUGUGAAUGUAAAUUCAUCAAGAGGAAACAAGUAUUACGGGGAAUGUGCUCCUAAGGAAAGCUACUGUAUCAGACCAGCUAACAAGGAAGCUGCUCCUGAUACUGCAACAGACAAGGAAAGAUGGGCACCACCAUUACUGGUCAGGGGUGAUAUAGCACGAUCAUUAAUGUACAUGGCAAUACGUUAUGGGUUACAUCAGCCUAGUGGAGCUCCUGACCUCCAGCUCUCUGAUACACCAAGCAUGGAGAAUGGAAGAAUGGGACUUCUCGCAGCACUGUUACCAUGGAAUGAGAUCGAUCCUCCAUCAAUAUCAGAGCAGCUGAGGAAUGAUAGGAUCUGUGGCCAUUACCAACAUAAUCGAAAUCCUUUUGUUGACCACCCCGAAUAUGCAAAUCUAAUUUGGAAAAUUCCUAACCAACCGAAUUCAGUUGGAUAUGACACCUUUCAAGAUGCAUGGAUAAAUGAGUUUCAUUACAACAACAAAGGGAAAGAUCGAAACGAGUUCGUUGAAGUGGUUGUCAGAGAAUCCAUGGACCCUUCUGACUUUACAGUCGUACUGUAUAAUGGGUCAAAUGGGAGGACAUACAUGUCUCUUCCCUUAACUAAUGGGAGAAUUUUCACCAAGACGAGUGGUGGUUCUGGUUUCUUAAUCUACACAGCAUUUGUUCCACUUCAAAAUGGUCCUUCCGAUGGUAUUGCUUUGGCUUCAAGCAAGCAUGGCAAUACCAACUUCAAAGUAAUUCAGUUUCUUUCUUAUGGGGGUGUUGUCAAAGCAAUUGAUGGACCAGCAAUUGGUAGUGAAUCCAUAGAUAUCAAGCUUAAGGAGACAGCAAUGUCCUCUGAAUAUGAUUCAUUGGGGUUAGAAGGGGAUGGAACUGAGGAAUUUAGAUGGAAGAGGUUCAUGGGUGAAGCUACUCCAGGAAAAUUGAAUCAAGGCCAGAUGAUUAUCAAGGGGCCAUGAAACUUCUAUUUUUUAGUUUGAGGUAAGAUUAAAACCUUUUUUUUCUGGUUUUAAGAUAAAAGUUGAAAAUGCCAUCCUUUGAUCUGGAGAUAACUGGGAAUACCAGGGGAAUUUUUUAAGAGAAGGAUAAAAUAAAAUAAAAAACUAUGGUGAAGCAAUCGAGAUAGUCUGCAUUGCUAAAAGAGCUCGAUUAGCUCCCACGUAUCUGUGAAUUUUUUAUUUUAUGAAUAAGACCUAAACUUUCCAGAAUUUUCAGAUCA